Molecule: messenger RNA, 1963 nt
Organism: Daucus carota subsp. sativus
Lineage: Eukaryota; Viridiplantae; Streptophyta; Magnoliopsida; Apiales; Apiaceae
Exons: 3
Coding region: 579-1850 (423 amino acids)
Source: RefSeq, a predicted model, not a curated record
UUUUUUAUUUAUCUUAUUUCUCUCCCCCUCUCUCUCUCAGCUUCAGUGUGUUUUUAUUAUUAUUCAAUUCCCUCUACGUUGAAAUUUAUAUAUACCCUGUAGAUAUACAGACAUAUACACAUGUAAGUGCAAGUAUGUGUGUGUAUAUAUGGUGUUUCUCGUGAUCUGUGCAUGAUAUUAUUGGAGGGUUUUGGUACUUUUACUUCAAUUAUUCAUCACACCUCGAGUCCCAGCGUCAGUUUUCUCGAUUUUCCAUCAUUUUCUUGAUUUGGGUGUUUUUCAUUUUUCAUUUUUAUAUUGAGAAAAUUGGUGGGUCAGAGCUUUUGGGUUGUUUUGGUGGCAAGAAAGGGGGUUUAAUCUUGAAUGUUGUUGGUUAGCUCAUUUGGGUCAUUGAUUUUUGGUGAUUAGAUGAAGAAAGUAUGAAGCUUUUUUCAGGUUUAUGUAGGAAUUGGAGUGAUUGCAGGUUUGAAAGUGGCUUUGGUUGUGCUUUUGAGGAAGAUAAAGCUUCUUAGUAAAGGUAUUUUGGAGCUCAAAUAAGAUUAAAUAUUUGAAAAAAUGUUGAAGAAAUUGUGACUAGAAUGGAUCCUCAGGCAUUUAUAAGGUUGUCAAUUGGUUCACUGGGGUUAAGAUUUCCCGCGGCAACUGUAAAUAAUAGAAAAUCAGGAUUGCCGUAUUCGUGUGAGAUCCGGCUGAGAGGUUUCCCUGUGCAAACAGUACCAAUCCCCUUUGUAUCUUCUCCUGAAGCUGCACCAGAUUCUCCUAGCAUUGCCUCUAGCUUUUAUCUAGAGAAAGCUGAUUUGAAAGCCUUGCUGACACCUGGAUGCUUCUAUGCUCCUCAUGCAUGUUUGGAAAUAGUCGUUUUUACUGUGCAGAAGGGGUCCAAUUGUGGUGUAGGCUCCAAAAAGCAGAUAGGAACCUUUAAGCUAGAGGUUACUCCUGAAUGGGGAGAAGGAAAGCCUGCAAUUCUUUUCAGUGGUUGGACAAGAAUUGGCAAAAGUAAGCAGGACAGCAGAAAACCUGGAGCAGAGCUUCAUUUGAGAGUUAAAUUGGAUCCAGAUCCGAGAUACGUCUUCCAAUUUGAGGAAGAGACGAAACUGAGCCCCCAAAUAGUUCAGCUUCAAGGCAAUAUCAGACAGCCAAUUUUCAGUUGCAAGUUUACUCGAGACAGGCAAUCUCAGGUAGAUCCAUUAAGUGCCUAUGGGUCAAGUUCUCUCGAUGGUUCCAACCAAGAAGCUGAUAAAAGAGAAAGAAAGGGAUGGAAGGUGAAGAUACAUGAUCUCUCUGGAUCUGCUGUUGCAGCAGCCUUUAUAACAACUCCCUUUGUGCCCUCAACAGGUUGUGAUUGGGUUGCCAGAUCCAACCCAGGAGCUUGGUUGAUUGUUCGACCUGAUGCUUGCAGACCUGACAGUUGGCUCCCAUGGGGUAAGCUUGAAGCAUGGCGUGAACGUGGUAUCCGAGACACCAUUUGCUGCCGUUUUCACCUGCUCUCCGAAGGCCAAGAAGGGGGAGAACUUCUUAUGUCUGAAAUCCUCAUCAAUGCUGAAAAGGGUGGGGAAUUUUACAUCGACACAGACAGACAGGUUCGUGCUGCAGCUACUCCCUUACCAAGCCCGCAAAGCAGUGGUGACUUUGCAGCACUAAGUCCUGCCAUAGGAGGCUUUGUCAUGAGCUGCAGAGUACAGGGGGAAGGCAAGAGCAGCAAGCCAUUAGUGCAGUUAGCCAUGCGACAUGUUACAUGCGUCGAGGAUGCUGCCAUUUUCAUGGCUCUCGCUGCUGCUGUUGACCUCAGCAUUGAGGCAUGUCGACCGUUUCGCAGGAGAAUACGGAGAAUUAACCGCAACUCCUGGUAAAAGAAACAUUAGGUUAUAAGAUUAUUCGCUCGAUUAAAAGUAUAACCUACUCCUUUCCUUUUCUUGACUGUUGUAACAUUUGACGUGUACAGGAUCAUAGUUAUUUUACAUGA